AUGACUUCUCUCGACGCGGUUAUCAACCUACAGAUAUCGCGUGCGACUCUCAUUGAAGAAAGUCUCUCGGAUACGAAGAAGACGGAUGCAUCGCAGCUCGGGGUUUCCGCACUUGAGUCAAUUUUCGACAUUCUCUUGUCAUAUUGGGAGCAGUUUGAAGUUGCUCACGAGAGGCUCAUAGCGAGUAGUGCUAAAGUGGAAGGUCUUCUGGGAAUUCCGUAUUUCAAGACUCAAGUGUUUGAUAAAACGCUUGCGACUUUUCGCUCUGCUAAAGUCGCACUCGCUCAGGUUCGUGAUCUCUGUGCUGCUGGAGGAAUGCCUCUGGCAAAAUGGCAUGGUAAUAGUCCAGCGCUACUCAAGUGGCUCGAUCCCGAUUGUAACUCCAAUGACCACCGAGUUUAUGAGGAUUCGGGGACGCGGAUUCUUGGUGUAUCGUGGCAGCCUAGCUCGGACAAUUUCGUCGUCUCAAGUCAGACCAGCGUUGAUUCGAAAGUCUUUAAGAGGAACAUCCUCUCAGAGAUCGCUCCGAUCUAUGACCCGCUCGGAUUUCUAUCUUCUGUCGUGAUCAGGGGAAAACUGCUCAUGCAGGAGACUUGGAUUGGUAAGCUCGGCUGGGAUGAGGAAGUUCCAGAACAAGUAGCUCAGUGUUGGAAAGAUACUUCUGUUCUCCCGAUGUCAGUCGCAGUCUAUCUCAAGGUCUUCAAUGGAAAUGAAGAGCCUCGGAUUUCGUUGGUCUGUUCAAGAAAGAAAGUAGUCUCGCUCGAACGGCUGACAAUACCAAGACUGGAGCUCACAGUUGCUGUUCUUCUUACCAAACUCGUGAAGUACGUCAAAGAUCAGCUUAACUUCUCCGAAGUUCCGAUCUCUCGUCACAUAAGCUCUAGUGGCCAGUUCCAUCGUGGCUUAAGAAAAGCUCAUCGUCGCGGUCAUCUCUAUGUCUCCCCAGUGGCACUAGCCGACCUGGAGGAGAAGCCGGGUGUCGUGUUCAACGCGAAAGUCCAGCGCCCAGAAAUUUGGGAUAUAGUCCAUCGUUAUUCCUCGCUCAUUAAGCUGCUCAGAGUUACAGCUAUUUGUCAGCGUUUUAUUUCUCGGCUCAAGAAAGUUCCUGGAUCUUCGUUAAAAACAUCGCUAAACCCUGGUGACAUCGAACAAGCUCAACUCUUCUGGAUCAAGACCUGUCAGUCAGCGCAUUUCUCCACUGAGCUGACAACCUGGUCCAGAGGACAAAAACUUAACGCAUCGCAUCCUCUCACUCGAUUGACAGUGUUUCUCGACUGCCAGGGAGUUCUUCGUGUUGGCGGAAGGCUAAAGUUUGCUCAGCUCGACGGCGAAAACAAACAUCCAGUCAUCCUACCCAAGGAGUCUCAGCUUGCCCAGCUUAUCAUGGAGGAUGCUUAUCUCAGAACUCUUCAUGGAGGAACGCAGCUCACACAUGGCCAGCUCAGACAAUCCUACUGGAUCCUCAGAGGAAGAGCUCCAGUUAGGUCGUUUAUUUUGAAGUGCGUUCCCUGCGCUAGAUAG
Diachasma alloeum is the source of this 1521-nucleotide messenger RNA. RefSeq lists its product as uncharacterized. The transcript is spliced from 4 exons. The coding region runs from base 1 to 1521 and encodes 506 amino acids. NCBI's taxonomy places the organism in Eukaryota, Metazoa, Arthropoda, Insecta, Hymenoptera, Braconidae. The record is from RefSeq and is a predicted model, not a curated record.